CUUUGAGCUAGCAACUCUCUGAGCUCUCUGGCUGUGUGUCAGUAGGCUGCUGUGGUGCAGACCGUAGCCUAGCCACGUUAGCCACCCUCCACCACCUCCACAGCUUAGUCAGCCAGCAUCUCCGGUGUGCUUCGGCUGCAGUUAGGCUCUCCAGUCUCUGAGUGUCUCUGUCUGCAGCGGAGGAUUUUCUGCCUCUGCAAGGAUUCGCUCUCUUUCUUGCCAAAGCAGAGGGAGAAAGAGAGGGACAGAGAGUAAGACGGGAGGGGGAAGCGAAACAGCGGGCCAGCAGUGACCUUCGUGGUGUGGUGGCAAAGCAGAAGAGGAACCGGGGAACGUGCAUAGGAUCCAUCAGGUGCACUUUCUGUCUUUGAGGAGCAGUGAUAUGGACACCAGGUGUGGUGACGUCCAGCUCUCUGUGGGUGUGUGUGGGAUGUUGUGUCAGGGCUAAAGCCCGUCCCUCUCCCAUGAGCCUGUGUGCCCACACACACACCUGGCGCCUCCACGCACACACCCGGCGCCCACACACGCACAGCCGGCACUGACGCUGUGAACUGGACCCCCGGAGCCCAGCCGAGCCAAGCGGAGCGGACUGUAGCCCAGUUGGAGCCUGAGGAUGUCAACAGAGACCGAGCUACAGCCAGCUGUCAGGCCCGGCAGCGUCAGACGGGACUUCAAGAGGAAAGGGCAGGAUCGCAGCGAGGCGGCUCUCAUCAGGCGCUUUAAGGGCGAUGGUGUCCGCUACAAGGCCAAGCUUAUCGGCCUGGACGAGGUCACUGCAGCCCGUGGAGACAAACUGUGCCAGGACUCGAUGAUGAAGCUCAAGGGUAUAGCAGCGGCAGCACGGUCUAAAGGAGAACACAAACAGAAGGUGUUUCUGACUGUUUCCUUUGGAGGGAUCAAGAUCUUUGAUGAGAAGUCAGGGGUCCUCCAGCACCACCAUGCGGUCCACGAGAUCUCCUACAUCGCCAAGGACAUCACGGACCACCGAGCCUUCGGCUACGUCUGCGGGAAGGAAGGGAACCACCGUUUCAUGGCUAUCAAGACCGCACAGUCGGCUGAGCCUGUGAUCCUGGACCUGCGGGACUUGUUCCAGCUCAUCUAUGAGAUAAAGCAGCGAGAGGAGAUGGAGAAAAAGGCCCAAAAAGACAAGCAGUGUGAGCAGGCGGUCUACCAGACAAUACUGGAGGAGGAUCUGGAGGACCCGGUCUACCAGUACAUUGUGUUUGAGGCCGGACACGAGCCCAUCCGUGACCAAUCAGAAGAGGGCAUUUAUCAGGUUCCCACCAGUCAGCAGAAGGAAGGGGUCUAUGACGUCCCAAAGCGACACCCAAAGAACGGACAUCAAAACACCCCCCUCCACCACCACCAUCACCAUCAUCAACAACAUCAUUAUAAUCAUGAUCGGCCCCUCCAACAAGAACAAACUGCACUACAGCAGCAGGCAGUGGCAGAUCUGAUAGACUUAGAUCUGGGAAUGGUGACUCAGAAUAUCAACCAAUUAGAGAUAUUUGGAGACAUGUCCACACCGCCCGACAUCACCUCCCCGUCGACCCCCGCCUCUCCAGCUAACACCCUCGACCCCUCGCAGGGCCUGCUGCCUCCCACGGAACUGUUUGCUCCCUUCAAUCCUGCGUCUGUGCCCUCAGGUUAUGUGACAAUGGGAGCAGUACCCCCCGGCCACUGGUCCCAGCAGGCGUUUGCUGCCCAGACACCGCUGGCCUUCGGGGUCCAGUCUCCUCUAGGUCCGGUGGCCCAGGUGCUGCCAGGCGGCCAGCCUCUAAUCUGGGGCCAGGCCAACCUCUUCCCUGCCACCCAGCAGCAGUGGGCAGCCAUGGCAGCCGGAGCCUUCUCUCCCACAGCCUACCUCCCUGCCCAACCUGUGGGCACUCUGCCUGCCGCCAUGUUCCAGACUCUCACCCCCGUCGCGACUGUGACUCCAGCUGGCGAGAGCCAUUCAGGUGCCGGAGCCAGCGCUGCAGCUCUCUCCCCUUCAGCGUCGUCGAGUCCGCAGCACGGGGAGAGGGCGAGGAAGAUAGGCAAGGAGAUGUUCAAGGAUUUUCAGCUGGCGAAGCCUCCGGCAAUGCCGUUGAAGAAGGGUGAGCAGCCCGGCUUAGCAGGAACCUCAGAGGCAUUCAGCACUUACUUCAGCCGUGUGGGCACUGCCCAGGACACGGACGACUGUGACGACUUUGACAUUUCUCAAAUGAAUCUGACGCCGGUCACCUCCACGACACCGUCCACCAACUCACCACCCACCCCAGCUCCCAGGCAGAGCUCCCCCUCCAAGUCCUCCGCCUCCCAUGUCAGUGACCCCCCCACCGACGCCACAGACCCCCCCACAGAUGACUCGUUUGGGGAAGCAGAGGGCAGCCCUAGUCGCAGUGGAGAGGAAGAUGCUAAGGGGAAGGACCCUCUCUACGCCCAGACAACAAAGGGAAGAAAUAAGAGACACACAGGAGACCUGACCAGCACCGAGAGAACAGGAGGAGAUCCUGCACCCGUGUGUGGUGGUGUGUGUGUGUGUGUGUGUGUGUGUGUGUGUGUGUGUGUGUGUGUGUGUGUGUGUCUGGCACAUCUCCCUGCCUGGCCAAGCCCUUCUUCUUCUCCUCCGGCUAACAACCUCCCAGGAGGAGCCUCCUCUGUCCUCCUUCUCUCCUCCUGAGAGGAGAGAGCCCUCUCGGUCAUUCGCUCCAGGCAGGAGGGAUAUCAAUCACUGAGAUGGAUCCAGUUCUCCCUCCACUGUGCUGUCUUCUCCUCUCUUCUCCCUGUGGCGACUCACACCCAGCCUUACAGACAUAACCUGCUCCUCCCUUCUCUCCAUUCUCUCUCCCUCCCUCCUCCUUCCUGUCUUCGCUCUCACACUCCUCCCUCUGCCUCCUGUGUCUGGCCAGAGACUGUGCUGCCAAGGAGGGACUGAAUCAAGCAGUGCCUCCAUAUCGCUGACACCCACACACAAACACACACACUCUCUCUCAUCGGGAUUAGAAUGAUCAUCUUUCAUUUUAACGGACAGAAUCUGUAGCGAGGAGAUCCCACAGGAGGAGCUAGACUCUUAACGAGCCAAUCAGGGAUGGCCCGUUACGGGGAUCACUGCUUCUGAUUGGUUGGUUGGUUCGAGCGUUGUCUCCCUAUUCUUGUGAGUGUCUGCUGGAUCACUAUGCAGAAACAGACUCUCUGGGAGCUACUCACACAUCAACUACCCACACACACACACUGUGCACACAGCAAUCAGCUUACAUAUACUCACCACACACACACACACACACACACCUCUCUAACAUACAUACACAGUAAUUUGCCAAACGUCUCUCCUCGCAGACAGACUCACACAGAGGCCAGAGGACCGGAGACACUGAGGAAUGGACACUGAGAGGGAGUAGUUGCAAGUCAAACAGAUUCUGUGAUCGAACUGUUCAUUCUCUAUAGCUUUUGUACAAUACCAAUUUAAAAAAAAAGAAAAAAAAAAGAAAAUGAAGAAAUUGAAAAAUUGAAUUUUUAUUUUAUAAGUCAAUCAAGCCGCUGGGGUCAGCUCUAUAGGAGUCAACAUGGCUUUAAGGCAUCUGAUCGUUGGUUUGCCAAUCUCAUUUUGUAAAUAAUAACAAGAAGAACAACCAUUUUGUCCACUGGACUUCUGUGCCAUAAAAUAGGAAGGCUUCAGUUAUGCAAACUCUUGACGUUAACCCAAGCAAUACCAACAAAUGUUUUUGUUUUCCCACUUUGUUUUGUCGCCCUCUGAUAUUAAUUUCAUCUUGUGCAUGGAUGUUGUAGGUCUUUGUCUUAUCCGCACUUACUAAUCCUGGUCCCGGCUGCACACGUUGACCCUAUUGAUCUCUUAUCCCCUUCUGCAGUUUAUGUUAGCAAAAGCCUAUACAGCCUGUGUCUCUGUACCCCGAACCCACAGUCUCUAUACGUUGCAGACAGAGUCUCACUCGCUGACAGACUGCUCCUCUCCUCCAUCCUCUCCUCCAUCCCAUUCUCCACCAGAAUCGUUUUUUAGAUACAGCCCAUCUGUCUGUCUGUUGGUCAGGUGCCAAACUGCUGCUGUCCCAGCAUCUGUGUGUGCAGUGCAGCAGCCUCUGCUACAACUACAUCAACUGUGAUGCCAAUGACUCCCUAUUUUAUGGCCAGAGUCCCCGUGUCACUCGAGAACUCUUUUGGACUAUGAUGUUGAUUAACUUUAAAAUUUGACAACUAGACGAUGAGCAAAGAAGUUGACUAAAAAGGGAAACAUUGCUGUUUGAGUACAUAACAUUUCUAGACCUAUUUUAACUUUACCUCAGCUAACAGUUUCUUAAUGUAAAUUGACACAUUAUUUUUAUCUUUAUGAAUAUAACAUUCUACAGUGGGUUUUUAGAUGAUUUUUUUGGUUCUCUCUUGAUUUACGUAUUCCACCAUGUAUUACUGUUACAAAUAAACACAUCCCAAAU
Messenger RNA from Etheostoma spectabile (orangethroat darter), 4427 nucleotides. RefSeq names its product DAB adaptor protein 1a (gene dab1a). Bases 614 to 2662 code for a protein of 682 amino acids. Gene Ontology annotation, biological process: neuron migration. Gene Ontology annotation, cellular component: cytoplasm; intracellular membrane-bounded organelle. NCBI's taxonomy places the organism in Eukaryota, Metazoa, Chordata, Actinopteri, Perciformes, Percidae. The record is from RefSeq and is a predicted model, not a curated record. The transcript is spliced from 17 exons.